This is a messenger RNA of Physella acuta, 4624 nucleotides long. RefSeq lists its product as uncharacterized. Gene Ontology annotation, cellular component: cytosol. Gene Ontology annotation, molecular function: ATP binding; phosphoglycerate kinase activity; ADP binding. The record is from RefSeq and is a predicted model, not a curated record. Gene Ontology annotation, biological process: gluconeogenesis; glycolytic process. Lineage: Eukaryota; Metazoa; Mollusca; Gastropoda; Physidae.
UCAAGGGAACACAUCAGCCAAAGGUCUAGAGAACACAGCCCCUCACACACAGACCCCAACAUGAAAGCCAAUCUACCCCGAAAAAUACGAUCCAUCUCCCACGAUAGCGGCCACAUUGGGCCAACCAAUGGUGGCCACCUCGGGCCAACCAAUGGCGGCCACCUCGGGCCAACCAAUGGCGGCCACCUCGGGCCAACCAAUGGCGGCCACAUUGGGCCAACCAAUGGCGGCCACACCGGGCCUACCAAUGGCGUCAACUUUAACGAGGGCAACAACAUGUCCGCCCAGGAUGGGAACAGCCUGGUGUCCAGUGAUGACCACAAGCUAGGGUCAAGCGAGACCAGCAUCGUGAGGACUGAUGCCAACAGGAACGCUGCAGAGGAGGCGCCGGUGGAAGGUGACGUCACUACCGACGGCGAGUCGGUCAAUGACCAGCAGCCAAUGGAGACAGAGGAGGAGGACGUCGUGUCGGUGCCGUCGCUGCCGUCCGUACCGCGGUCACGUGCGGUCAACCUAUCCAGUAAGCUGUGCAUUGACCAGUGUACUCUGGCCAACAAGAGGGUGCUGAUGAGGGUCGACUUCAACGUCCCCAUGGCCGACGGUCAAAUCACCAACACACAAAGGAUUGAGGCAGCUAUACCAACCAUCAAAAAAGCUUUAAAACACAAGGCCAAGGCCGUUGUGCUGAUGAGCCAUCUAGGCCGACCAGACGGUCACGUGGUUCCCGAAUUUACACUCGAGCCUGUAGCCCAAGAACUGCAGAGACUCCUGAAGAAGCCGGUGACAUUCCUCAACGACUGCGUGGGACCGGAAGUUGAAGAGGCGUGUGCCGACCCUCGACCCGGAAGUGUUAUACUGUUGGAGAAUUUAAGGUUUCAUGUGGAAGAGGAAGGCAAAGGUCUCAACGAUGAGGGCAAGAAGGUCACCGCGACACCAGAAGAGGUCAAGGCCUUCAGGGAGUCACUGACCAGGCUGGGCGACGUCUACGUCAACGACGCUUUUGGUACCGCCCACCGCGCCCACAGCUCCGUCGUGGGCUGUAACCUGGCUGUGAGGGCCGCAGGACUGUUGAUGAAGAAAGAAGUGCUGAGUUUCUCCAAAGUUCUCGAGAGCCCAAAACGUCCACUGCUCGCCAUCUUGGGAGGGGCGAAAGUCUCGGACAAAAUCCUUUUGAUAGAGAACCUGCUCGACACUGUUGAUGCCAUGAUCAUUGGAGGCGGGAUGGCCUUCACCUUUCUAAAGGUGCUAGACGACAUGCCCAUAGGAGACUCGCUGUUUGACGAAGAGGGCUCUAAGAUCGUCCCCCAUCUGAUGGAGAAGGCGAGGGAGAACAACGUGACCAUACAUCUCCCAGUCGACUUCAUCGUGGCUGACGCUUUUUCUCAGGACGCCAAUUCGGGGAAAUCCGAUCUUCAACAGGGAAUUCCCGAAGGAAUGAUGGGAUUAGACGUAGGGGAGACAACUAGUGCCAAGUUUGCUGACGUCAUCAGCAGUGCCCAGACCAUUGUAUGGAACGGUCCGCCUGGUGUCUUUGAGUGGGACAAGUUUUCUCAGGGGACAGAAGCCAUGAUGGCCGCUGUCGCCAAGGCAACAAGAAAGGGUGCGGUGACCAUCAUCGGUGGAGGUGAUACUGCCACAUGUGCCAAGAAGUUCAAGGCCGAGGACACGGUGACACAUGUCAGUACAGGGGGCGGGGCCAGUCUGGAGCUGCUGGAGGGCAAGAUACUGCCUGGCAUUGAGUCCCUGUCAAUCAACCCAAAACUUAAGGUAGACCUGGAAAGGCUCACGAUUGACCAGUGUUCUCUGAACGACAAGCGCGUGCUACUCCGUGCUGACCUGAACGUGCCGCUCAAGAAGGGCGUGGUCGCAGACAACAGCAAGCUACAGGCAGCUAUCCCCACGAUCAGGCUCGCGCUGGAGAAGGGAGCCAGAUCUGUUGUGGUCAUGGGGCACCUGGGACACCCCGAGGGUAGGGUGGUGGAGAGGUACUCCCUGAGGCCCGUGGCUGAGGAGCUGGAGGCCCUGCUGGGGGUGACGGUCACCUUCCUCCCCGACUGUGUGGGGCCGGAUGUUGAGGCCGCCUGCGAGGUUCCCUGGCCCGGGUCUGUGAUUGUUCUAGAGAAUCUACGCUUCCACCCAGAGGAGGUGGGCAAAGGGAAAUCCCCCGGGGGUGAGGACUUCACGCCAACCCCAGGGAGUGUUCGAGAGUUCAGGAACGCACUGAACAAGCUUGGUGACGUGUACAUCAACGACAGCUACAGCCUGUCGUACAGGAACGACAGCUCCAUCGUGGGCAUCAACAAGCGCCAGAUGGCCGGCGGGUUGCUCAUGGGGCGGGAGCUGCAACCCCUGCAGCAGGUGUUGUACCAGCCAACCCGACCCCUACUGGCCAUUGUGGGCGGGGUGGACACGGCCAACAAGAUGCCUCUGAUCGAGAACCUUCUGGAGAAAGUUGAUGAGCUAAUUAUCACCGGAAAUAUCGCCUUCACCUUCUUGAAGGAACUGUUCGGCAUGGACAUUGGCCUGUCCCCCUUCGACCCAGAGGCCGCUAAAUCUGUGAAUGACGUCAUUGAAAAAGCUAAAGAGAGGAACGUGAAGCUCCACCUACCGGUUGAUUUUGUCAUAGCUGACCCAACGUCAGCUGAGGCCAACACUGAAACAACAACCGUCCCCAACGGCAUUCCUGGCGACUGGAUAGGUUUAGACAUUGGUGAAGAAAGCCGAUCACAUUUCGCUGAAGCUAUAGCCGGGGCUGGCACCAUCUUGUGGGACGGCGUCCCGGGGGUGAGGGUCGAUAGCGAGGGUGCCAAGGCCAUGCUGGACGAUAUCAUUCAGGCCACUGAAAGAGGUGCCUUUACAGUUGUAACCGGAGAUGACGUCAUCGCGUGCUGCCGGAAAUUCGAGGCCGCGGAUAAAGUAGGUCACGUGGUGAGCGGAGGUUUCAUGACGCAGGAGAUCCUAAAGGGGAAAAUACCGGCAGGUGUGGCGGUGUUACACCCUAGUCCUGUCACAAAGACCGCGAAAAAGAAGAAAAGAAAGAAAAAGAAAAGAAAGAAGAAGAAAAAACCAGCACCAGUUGAGGAAGCACCAGCAGAACCCGCACCUCCGCCUCCACCUGUCAAGUACGUCCCGCCAUUCGUCAACACAAAACUCCUCGCACCGCUCAGCUCGUACGAGAAACCCAGGCAUCCAGUCAAAUACACAGGGGCUCCGCCCCCUGGUGCCAGCAAACACUACACCUCACCACUAUUCAAGAGAAAGCCUUGGCUCCCCCCACCAGAGCCUCAGUCUCCGCCCAGAAAACCUCCCGUGCCACGCCUCUCCGGCCACCCAGAACCACGCCCAUUACGAACGCCACCGCCCACAUUUGCUGAGCUGCCCUACAGUCAAAAGUACAAGGUGGGGGAGGCGGGGAAACCUGGGCCUGAGUUCACCCUACAACACCUGUCACCACUGCCACCCAUACGGUCAAAGUCCCCACCAAAAGUGCCCCGGGUUCCUGUCCAGCUGGAGACGUCUGCUAAAGUUGACCGUGAAGGACACCUGUCUGUACACAUCAAUCCAGACACCAAAGAAAUCCCCCAGGGUGCAACAGUUCAGCAGACAAUCCUGCGAGAGGUCUCAGUACAUCCGGUCUCUCGUGUCAAAUUUUACAUCCGGGACAUCAAAGACAAGCAUGUCUGCUGUAGGAUGAGGGACAGCCGCCCCCCACCCCCGGGGCUACUGUGGCCAGACCAAUGACGUCACCUGAAGUAUCUGCUUCUCUGUGUGUCUGGAAGCUGUCUGAAACUUAUCUCAAAAUGUUCUGAGUUAAACGAUUUGUCUACUAAAUGUUCAUAUUGAAGCCAUUAGGUUUAGAAAACAUUCCAGCUCUGUGUUUUUAAUUAUUUUUGUGGCCAACUGAUUCUGUUUCUUACACAUUGAAACAUAAGUUUUCGUCUAUAGCCUGUACUACAUCUGUUUCAGCUUAUGUUCAAGUCAACUUCAGACAUUUAAUAGUGACACGUUGGUUAAAAUUAUGAUAAAAUUUUAACUAGUUCCAACAAUUAAAGUGUGGCUUUAACGUUGAUGUACAAACUACAAACUUACUUGACUCUACAUCUGUCUACCUAUCUCGUCUACACGAUGGUUUUAUUUAUUCCCAGAUACCUGGUCUGGUAGCCUGUUAGCUCCUGACUCACUCCCAUUACCCACAACUGAACAGCCUCCCAUUACCCACAAUUCAACAGCCUCCCAUUACCCACAACUCAACAGCCUCCCAUUACCCACAACUCAACAGCCUCCCAUUACCCACAACUCAACAGCCUCCCAUUACCCACAAUUCAACAGCCUCCCAUUACCCACAAUUCAACAGCCUCCCAUUACCCACAACUCAACAGCCUCCCAUUACCCACAACUCAACAGCCUCCCAUUACCCACAACUCAACAGCCUCCCAUUACCCACAAUUCAACAGCCUCCCAUUACCCACAAUUCAACAGCCUCCCAUUACCCACAACUCAACAGCCUCCCAUUACCCACAAUUCAACUCAUCAGAAUCCAUUUCCUAAUUCACCAGCCUAUAAAUAACUCAACAUCAAUGCAUAUAUUCUCCUAAAGAUCACCAUUAAAAGAUUUAAAAAAAAA